UAUUGGCAAUGGACCUUUGUUGGUCUUAGGGUGUGGUUUGGUGCUCUGACGCUGAAUUAGAGGUUUUUCGUCUCUGAUUUGGGUGGUGGUGUUUGAAUAUUGAAUUCUCAAGUAGUAUGUUUAGAAUUGCCAGAUAGGUAUCCAAAACCAUUACCGGAAUUUCACAUGGUGUUGACUGUAGAGUUAGGUUAAGCUUCUCUACGAAGCCAUCACGGUUGUUUUUAAUGGCUUUUGUUACCCAGAGCUCGAGUCAAGUCUGCUGCACAUAGAAUUUUGGGUGUUCGACAACUUGAAAUUACGAUUAUGAGGAGAAAUCGUAACAUGAGCUACUGGUGGAUGAACUGUGAACCACGGGAGGAUUGAUGCGGAACAGUUUGGCAGGGGCUGUGUUACCCAUACGACGGCUUGCGAUAAUGGCAACUGCUGGAGCAAACUCACAUGCCAAGCCUCCGUUGAAGGGGAUAGUCUUCGACAUGGACGGGACCCUCACUGUGCCCUGCAUCGAUUUCCAACUCAUGUACAAACGCACAUUAGGGGAAGACCACCCGGACGUUGUAAACAACUCCCCAAUCGACAUUCUGCACGAGAUUUCCUCGUGGAGCCCCGACAAGCAGGUUCGCGCAUACGCUAUUAUCACGGAAAUUGAGAAGGAAGCCCACGGCAAGCUCCAGAUUAUGCCGGGCGCCAAGGAGGUUUGCUCGUUUCUGGACGUUCGUCGCAUUCGUCGAGGUCUAAUCACCCGCAACGUGAAAGAUUCCGUCGACUACUUCCACUCUCGAUUCGGAUUGAAAGCAUUCGCCCCUGCCCUGAGCCGUGAGUUCACGCCUUACAAACCCAGCCCAGCGCCGUUACUGCACAUCUGCGAUGUCUGGGGUAUGAGCCCUAGCCAGGUCAUGAUGGUGGGUGACAGCGCAUCGGACGAUAUCGUCUGCGGCAACCGCGCGGGCGCCUUGACAUGCUUGCUGGACGAGUCAGGGCGAUACGAAACUGGAUCUCUUCCCGAUGAACAAACCCCAACCCACAAGAUUCAGAGCUUCUACGACAUCAUCUCCAUCCUCGACAACUAUGAUCUGCAAUCUGCAGAAACAGGCUAGCAGAGCCAGGAUUGAGCAUCUUGGCUUUAGCGCACCCACUAGCUCCACAUCCAUUGAUUCCAACCCACGUCGGCCUCUCCCAGCUCCUGCAUCUGAGGCAACUCCUCUUGGUGCGAUCAUGACUUGGAUCGGUCUUCUUUGUGGAUUGUCAUACCAAAUUCCCGUUGCACACUCUUCGUGAGAAUCCAUACAUCAUAAAAUCCAAUUCGAGAUUAAUCGCACUUCGAGGGAUUUGUAGGAAUUCGGGGACUGAUUCGCGGGUGCAGUUUCAAGCCGAGAGACGAGGAUUCCAGUUGUCGUAUCAAGUUUGGAAGGAUUUGUAUGAAUUAAGUAGAUGAAAUUUAUUCAAAGAUUUGUUCUGGAAGAGUUGGAUUCGCCUACAUUUUUCGCGAGGUGGUAAUUGGCAUCUUCCAUCUCCUAGUUUUUACCUUUUAUUAUACACGAGGGAUAGAUCUCGCCUACACUUUUAGGAGUGUUUUGGCCAUUAAACAUUUGACAUUAUGGCUUGAUAAAUUUUAAGUGAUUGUGUAAGCAAAAAACGGCGAGUGAUCAGUUUUUGUCCAAUCUGUCCAUCAGACAUAUUUUCACUUGUUGGUAUAAACGUACUGAAGAUUUCAUCUUAUAAAUUUGUCUGUAAUUUUUACAA
Molecule: messenger RNA, 1740 nt
Organism: Physcomitrium patens
Lineage: Eukaryota; Viridiplantae; Streptophyta; Bryopsida; Funariales; Funariaceae
Source: RefSeq, a predicted model, not a curated record